Molecule: messenger RNA, 2714 nt
Organism: Hyposmocoma kahamanoa
Lineage: Eukaryota; Metazoa; Arthropoda; Insecta; Lepidoptera; Cosmopterigidae
Product: zinc finger protein 431-like
Exons: 2
Coding region: 1-2349 (782 amino acids)
Source: RefSeq, a predicted model, not a curated record
AUGACUUCCAAUCAAAAUAAUUCAAAAACGCAAUUAUGGAAAAAGAAGAUAGAGCAAUUGCUGUUUUUGAAUAAAGUAUGUGGCGUGUGCUUAACGAAUAAACAGGAGAUGAUGCACUGUAAUGAUAUUUAUCGCAUAGAAACUGAAAAUUCCGCUAAGGAAUAUUUGUUGAAGGAUAUAAUUGAUGAUACAUUUGGACACCAGGUCUCAAACCUCCUGGCAGCAUCAUAUCUCUGCAGCACAUGUGUCACAAAUAUACUGAAAGCUCAUCGUAUGAUAAGUGACAUUCGUUACAACUACAAAGUUCUUCACAAAUAUUUCACUAUCAUAUCAGGACAUGCAGAACACAGUAUUUCAAUGAAAAAUGAGCAGAAACAAUUGAUGUUAACGAUAGACAACGUUACGAGUCUCAAUGUGCCAUCUACGGUCACUGUAGCCGACCAGUAUAACGAGAAUGGAAAUGUAACACAAAUAUUUUUAUGUGAAGUAGAUGAUUUAGACUUGUCCAAUAAUCUAGAAGAGCAAGUAAAUAAUUAUUUGAAAUAUGAAUGCCCAUAUUGUGGUAAACAGAUCAAUGAUUAUCAAUCUCUUAAAACACAUUUAGUUAGCCAUUCUGAAACAGCAUUUAAGUGUCCAAAAUGUGGGAAGAAGUUCAGUGUUUUUGAAAAAUAUAUUAAUCACAGAGACAAAGAUCAUUCAGAAUCUGUUUCAUUUUGUAACACAUGUCAAAUUAUUGUUCACGGGGAAGGUAUAGAAGAACAUGAAAAUGUUCAUAACGAUCAAACAUUUAUUUGUGACACCUGUAAAGAAACUUUUAUGACUAAAUCUGCUUUAGAACGGCACAUUUCAACAAUUCAUGCACACGUCCAAUGCCAAUAUUGCUUUAAAGACUUCAUCAAUGAAUUCAAGCUAAACCAUCAUAGAUGUCUUUUUAAAUGCUUAGAAUGUGUGGACAAUUGUUUUCAUGAAGAAUAUUUGGCAUCCUACAGAGAGCAGUACUUGGCAAUGGAGAAGAAAUUCAAAUGUAUCAAAUGUGAUUUCAUGUAUUUGACAAGGAGUCAACUAAUCUGUCACGCCAAUGAGGAACAUUUGUUACAUUUUCCAUUUUUAUGUGACUUGUGUGGAGAUAAUUUUCCUUCCAAACCGCAUCUUACAGCGCAUAUGUAUAAGAAACAUGUUGAUAUAGACAUUCUUAACCCAACAAAAAAUGGCUUUGAUGAAUGUACUACAGAAUGUGAUCAAUGUGGAGAUCAAUUUGAUUCUGAAGUAGCUUAUUGCAAGCAUAUGAGAAAACAUUUAAGUGAACAAGCUCAAUGCUUGUAUUGUUUAAACACUUACAGCAACAUAGCACGCUUAAAUUUGCAUUUAAAGAUUAAACACCCCGAAGAAUUAAACAACAAAAGUUUCAUUUAUCAAUGCACUAUGUGCCCAGAAGAUUUUAAUUCACGACCAGAAUUCCUGAAUCAUAUUGCUUCUCAUCCGGAAGGUACUGAACACAAGUGCCGUACUUGUGGGGAUACAUUUCCUUCAAAGAAUGUAUAUUUCUCUCAUGUUCGAAAGCAUACAAUUAACUAUGAUAGAGAAUGUCCUAUAUGUUUUAAAAAGUAUACUAAACAUACUAUUGCUAGACAUUUAAAAUCACACAUGAGAGAAAGCAAGACAGAAAAAUCAUCAGACUCGUAUAAAAAAGGAAAACAAAUCUCAUGUGACGUAUGUGGUAUUUCUUUGCACAAUGAAAAAGCAUUAAUAAAACACAGUCAAGAACAUAGUGAGUGUCAACAAUGUGUACAUUGCAACAAAAUUGUGAGCUUUGUAUUGUACAAGAAACAUUUACGAACACACAAUUUGAUUGAUGGGAAAAGAUGGAAAGUUUGUAAAUCAUGUCCUUACAAAACAAAAUUCUCUGUAUGUUUAGAAGCUCAUGUUAACAGAUUCCAUUUACAAGUACGUCCUUACGAGUGCACGAUUUGCAGAAAGAAUUUUUAUUCAGAUUAUACAUUGAGAGGUCAUUUAUCAACUCAUAAUUCAGAACGACCAGAGUUAUACUGCCACAUAUGUGGUAAGAAGUUCAUAAGUAAAAAAGCUCUGGUAUUGCAUACAAGGUUACAUACGGGCGAAAAGCCUUACCCGUGUGAAUUAUGUGAACAAAGGUUUUUGUCUGCUAGUAGGAGACGACAACAUAUGAUUCGGAAGCAUUUUGAACCGAGCGUAAAAUGCGAACUCUGUCACAAGACAUUUUAUACUAAAAGUGAUUUGAGGAGGCAUGUAGGAGACUGCCAUGGCGGGGGAGAAGUGAAACGGAAGAGAGGGAGAAAAUCGGAGAAUGUUCAAACUUCUAAUGCUGACUAAUAUAUUAUAUUCUUUAAAAUAUCAAUUUGUUGCAUUUUCAGUAGUAAAAUUUUCGUUCGGACAGACUAAAGCGUCUAAAGCCUUAGUGCCUGAUAAUGCACUUUCAAAGAUAACAGUAUAAUACAUACACUUAACAUUUUUCAUUUGUUUAUUUACUGUUUACUAAGUACUAUACAAAGUUUUGAUUUCAGCAACUUAAAUUGCAAAGAGAAGAAAAUAUAAAAUCUAGUUUCAAUUGAAUGAGACAGUUUUUAUUUACAUUGUCUACACCUACAGGAUAGAUUCUGUAUAUUACUAAAUCUAUGGUCUACACAUAGUUAUAUAGAUUUAAACAAGAUCAUUGUAUUUAAAUGUAUACCUUGCCA